Centropristis striata (black sea bass) is the source of this 5722-nucleotide messenger RNA. RefSeq names its product glutamate receptor, ionotropic, N-methyl D-aspartate 2D, a (gene grin2da). Gene Ontology annotation, cellular component: postsynaptic density membrane; postsynaptic membrane; plasma membrane. Gene Ontology annotation, molecular function: NMDA glutamate receptor activity; transmitter-gated monoatomic ion channel activity involved in regulation of postsynaptic membrane potential. The record is from RefSeq and is a predicted model, not a curated record. Lineage: Eukaryota; Metazoa; Chordata; Actinopteri; Perciformes; Serranidae. The coding region runs from base 59 to 5722 and encodes 1887 amino acids. Gene Ontology annotation, biological process: synaptic transmission, glutamatergic; monoatomic ion transport; long-term synaptic potentiation. The transcript has 18 exons.
AGGAGGAGGAGGAGGAAGAGGAGUAACGGAUACAGCUGCGUUAGAAGGAGUGGCUGCCAUGGCCUCGUUCUCCUCCUCCUUCUCGACGUCCCUGUCGCUGGCGGCGCUGGUGGGGGAGACGGUGAUGACGCCGUCGGGUCAAGCCAACGUCAUCUACCUGGCGGUGAACGAGAGCAGCCCGGGAACCCUGCUGCUGCAGCUGUGUGAGCUGCUGGCCACCACACCUCUGCAGGGUUUGGUGUUUGAGGAGGAGCGGCCGCCUCCGCCCAACCGCGCCCCGCUGGCCCCCAUGCUGGAGUUCGUCUCCGCCCAGACGGGGGUUCCCGUGGUCGCCGUAGGGGGCGGGGCCAGCCUGGGACGAGAGCCACAGGAGAGCGGCUCCAUCUACCUCCAGUUCACCUGCUCCACGUCCCUGCAGCUCGAGGUGAUCUUCGAGGUGCUGGAAGAGUACGACUGGACGUCCUUCUCCGUGGUGACCACCCGUCACCACGGCUACGAGGACUUCCUGGCCAUGGUGGAGGGAAUGACGGACGGCUCGUUCAUCGGCUGGGAGAAGAAGAGCGUGGUCAUCCUCAACGUGACCGACGACCCCGGAGGAGCUCGGGCCAAACGGCUGCUCAAGGACAACGAAGCCCAGGUCCGUCUGCUCUACUGCUCCUUGGAGGAGGCCGAGGUGGUUUUCCGGGCGGCCUGGGCGUCGGGUCAGGCCGGGCCCAGUCACAUGUGGUUCGCCGUGGGACCGGCCCUGUCCGGUCUGGGCCUGGAGGGGCUGCCCAAGGCCUUGUUCGCCAUCCGGCCGCAGGGCUGGAGGGACGAGCCACGAAGGCGCAUUGCCAAAGGCGUCUCUGUGCUCACCCACGGGGCCAUGGCUCUGCGGAGGGACCAGGGGGCCACCAGCCGCUCGCAGUACGCCGGCAACUGCCAGAGUGACGGCAACCAGACCCACCGAGUGCCAGACAGAAUCAGGUACUUCACCAACAUCUCCAUCGGUGGGCGGGACUACUCCUUCAACAGUGACGGCUACCUGUCCAACCCGCUGCUCGACGUCAUCUCCUACACCAACGGGCGCGGCUGGGAGGAGGUGGGCUGGUGGGAGAACGGCCACCUGCGCCUCCGUUACCAUCCCUGGUCUCGUUACGGCUCCUUCCUGAAGCCUCUGGACGACUCCCAGCACCUCCGGGUGGUCACCCUGGAGGAGAGGCCCUUUGUCAUCGUGGAGCCGGCCGACCCGGGCACCAGCUCCUGCAUCCGGGACUCUGUUCCCUGUCGGAUGCCCGUCAACACAAGCUUGGUGGUGGACGGCACCGGACCCAUGAAACACUGCUGCAAAGGGUUCUGCAUCGACGUCCUCAAGCGACUGGCGAAGAUUGUGGGUUUCACCUAUGACCUUUACCUGGUGACCAAUGGGAGGCACGGGAAGAACAUCGACGGGGAGUGGAACGGCAUGGUCGGAGAGGUGGUGAACAACAGAGCGGACAUGGCCAUCGGCUCUCUCACCAUUAAUGAAGAGAGGUCAGAGGUCGUGGAGUUUUCUGUUCCCUUCGUGGAGACCGGCAUCAGCGUCAUGGUUUCCCGCAGCAACGGCACCGUGUCGCCUUCUGCUUUCCUCGAGCCCUACAGCCCGGCGGUGUGGGUGAUGAUGUUUGUGAUGUGCCUGUCGGUGGUGGCUGUCACCGUCUUCAUCUUCGAGUUCUUCAGCCCCGUGGGAUACAACCGCAGCCUGCAGAGCGCCAAGAAGUCCGGUGGAUCUAAGUUCACUAUAGGGAAGUCGGUGUGGCUGCUGUGGGCGCUGGUCUUCAACAACUCUGUGCCUGUGGAGAAUCCCAGAGGAACCACCAGCAAGAUCAUGGUGCUGGUGUGGGCCUUCUUCGCUGUCAUCUUCCUGGCCUCCUACACUGCCAACCUGGCUGCCUUCAUGAUCCAGGAGGAGUACAUCGACACGGUGUCGGGGCUGUCCGAUAAGAAGUUCCAGCAGCCCACGGAGCAGUACCCGCCGCUGCGCUUCGGAACGGUGCCCAACGGCAGCACGGAGGAGAACAUCCGCUCCAACUACCCCAACAUGCACCAGUACAUGAUCCGCAACAACCAGAAGGGCGUGGAGGAGGCCAUCGAGAACCUCAAGACCGGGAAACUGGAUGCCUUCAUUUAUGAUGCCGCCGUACUGAACUAUAUGGCCAGAAAGGACGAGGGCUGCAAGGUGAUGACCAUCGGCUCUGGAAAGGUGUUUGCCACGACGGGUUACGGCAUCGCCCUGCACAAGAACUCCCGCUGGAAGAGACCGCUGGACCUGGCUCUGCUGCAGCUGGUGGGAGACGAUGAGAUUGAUAUGUUGGAGCGCCUUUGGCUGUCGGGGAUCUGCCACAAUGAUAAGAUCGAGGUGAUGAGCAGUAAGCUGGACAUAGACAACAUGGCGGGGGUCUUCUACAUGCUGCUGGUGGCCAUGGGCCUCAGCCUCCUGGUGUUCGCCUGGGAGCACCUGGUCUACUGGAAGCUGCGGCACUGUGUGAAGCGAUCUGGUGGGAUGGACUUCCUCCUGGCUCUCAGCAGGGGGAUGUACAGUUGCUGCCAGUUUGAGGAUGAGACAGCAUCAGGAGGUCGCAAAGGCUCUUUGCCCCAAUAUCACACCAUGACCACUAUGCCCAGUGGACCCCAACAACACCUCGUCACAGCCACAGUGAAUAACACGACUGCCAUCGCCAUGGUGCAGCAGCAACAGCAGCAAAAGCACCACCAACAACAGCAACAGGGUCCGACCUACACCACCAUGCUCCCCGGAUCGCCACCACAUAUAGGACACUCAGCAAUGGCUCUGGGACCCUCCAACAGCCCCUUACUGGAAGGCCCCAUGCCCUGCUCCAGCUUCUUGCCUCGCCACGACCGCAGACUCGCCGUGGUCGAUCGCUGGAACAGGCCGAAGCCAGAGAAGGUCUUGAGUGCAGGCAGUGGUGGAGGAGUGGGUGUUGGGGGGAUAGCAGGAGGGAUCACUGAACUUCAGGCCCCACCGUAUCAGCCGAGCCUUGGACAGCACUGGAGCCUGCAAGGAGGAGUUGCAGGCGCAGCAGGGGCCGGAGGGGACACAGGGCUAGACGAAUAUAAGCGCUACUAUGGUCCUAUAGAUCCAGAGGGGCUAGGAGCCACCUCGGACCAACAGGCAGUGGGCCCCCAGCAGACUCCCAAAGCUAACCCGAGAGGCCCCAAAGCCUCAGGGAUGCCACGGCUGCCUCCAAAAGGCCCCCAGCACUUAAUCUCCAAGCCACCACCACCUCUCCCAUCUUCCCCACGAAGGCCUCCUUUCUGGCGAAGAGGAAGCCUAGCUCAGGCAAGGAGAAAAAGCUCAGGAGGUCCCCUGUAUGAGAAUAUACUCCCGCUGGGGAGGCGAGGAGGUGGAAGGUAUGGAGCAAGUGAUGGAGGUGGAAGGAGAGGAAGACGUCCUCCUCCACCUCCUCCUCUGCCCGUGCCCCUUUCCUCCCCAACACACACUCCUACAACACCUUCCUCCCCAUGCCGUUUCUACUCCUCUUGCUCCAGUGCCUCGUCCUCUUCCUCUUCUUCUACGUCGUCUUCAUCCUCUUCGUCAUCUUCUGUGUCACUGUCUCGGUCAAACUCCCCCUCUUCUUGCUCCAGUGACAGCUCGUACAACUCCUCGUUGAGUUUCCGGUAUCGAGCAGGUGACCGGGAGUUUACGGUAGAUGACGAUUAUGACUCCGACCUGCUCACGGAGGAGUCCAGCCUCCUCCUGGGGUCACGGAGGAAGAUUCGGUCACGUCGCAUGUCAUCACGCUCGCUGCCGUGCAGCCCGCCACCUCCGCCAAUCCCGCCCCGGAAGCCGCGCCCUCAGAGAGAUUACGGCCGAGAGAGAACAAGCAGCCAGCUGGCCCAGUUACAGGAGUGGUGGGCAUCGUGGGGAGACCGGGAGCGAGGGAGGGCGGGAACAACGAGCCGUGUAGAGGGAGCGGUUGGAAGAGAGGAUAAGAGACACCACAAAGAGAGGGAACGUGAAAGGAAGAGGAGAAAGAAGGGACGGAAGAAGAAGAAGAGGGAGGAAAGGGAGAGAGAACGGGAGCGAAAGCGACGCAAAGCAAAGAAGAGGAAGAAAGAGGAUAAGAUAAGGAAGAGAGAGCGGAAGAGGUCAGAACAAGAGGGAGGAGAGGCUGAGAAAAGAGAGGAACUCAAAUCAGGGACACCAGAUUACCCAUCAUACCCACCCCUGAGGAGAGAGUCUUUUCGGAAAAAGAGUGAAAGCUCGAUCCGAAGCUAUGGAUGGAACAUCCCGGGCGAUGAGGACAGGAAGGAGAGAGAUGAGAAAGAGAGGGAUGAUGGGGAAGACAGCCGAGGUAAAGAAAGACCAAACAGGCGAAGGAACAGCAAGCAUUACCAGAGCUCUAGCAGUAAGCCUUCAACAUCCGUCAAGUUCUGGGGAGGGGUCAACCCUUCCUCUGACGCCAUUCCAUCUGCCUUUCUGCCCUUGUUGCCUGUCUCCUCUAAAAGGAGGAAGAGUAAAAGUUCAGACAGGGAUACUGUCGGAGUGGAAGGAGAGAGGAGGCCUCUGCUGGGACGGGACGGAAGAGGCGAGAUGCACUCCAAGGAAGGGUUGUCUUUCCACGAGUGGGAGUCUGAAGGAGAUGCUGAGGAAGACGAUUCUGAGUUGGAGCGGAGGAAAGCAGAGCGUGGAAAGAGGCGUGGAGGAGGAAGGACAAUGUCCGAUGAGGAGCGGGAACGUGACAAGGUAGUAGGGAUAUAUUCGGAUGACGAUGGUUCUUCGGGAGAGUUUGGGAAGUUCGAGAGGUACUGGGAGGAUCAUGAAGGCAGGGCAGUGGGAGGGAUUGGUGGGGGAGGUUGGUUUUUCAGCACCUACCCCUCCAGGGACAAAGCCGGCAGCAUCAACAGCAGAGAUGACCUGUUCCUGGAGCGAGGGGAGAGGUGGGGGACGGCAGAAAGUGGAUGGGGGUCUAGUGGAGGCGGUGGUGGUGGCGAUGGAGCAGGAGAUCGAGGAGAGAGAGGGUGGGGAUCAGGAUCACACUGGCCCCCGCCUCCUCUCACACCACCACCACCUCGAAGAUACUGGUCCGUGGACAAACUCCACAUACAGGACGAGAAGAAGAGCAAGCGCAAGUCGAAGGACAAGGGAAGAGGGCACACCGCGUGUUCGUCCUGUCACUCCCCCCGACACCAUCCGCACUCCCAUUCCUCCAAAUGGGCCCGCGUUACCUCCAGGAGCCAGGAAGAGCUGUACCAGCAGUGCCAGAGUUUUGGUGGCCCUUUGAAACCCAAACACGACUCGUCAUCCUCCUCAAAAGCUGACCGCUCACAGAAUCUAUCCAAAUCUGGCAGCCAGUCAAACCUCAGUCUCCAGCAGCGGACACAGAGAACAGAUAGGGAUCGAGAUCGAGGACGGCAAUCAUCCCCACCUCCCAGCCUCAUACCGAACUUGCCGCCCCCGCUCCCCGCCCUCCCAGCUCCUCCGUCCUCAUCUCACCCUAUCCACGUCCCUCCCCCUACCUCCUCCUCUUCCGUAUCCUCUCCCUCUGUGGUCUCAUCCACCCCAGGGGCGCCCCAGCCCUCCUCCAUGGCGUCGGCAAGUGCUAAGCUCCAGUACCAGAGGUUGCGCUCUGUUCCCCAACCGCAGAGGUUCCCUCAGUCACCUCAUUUACCCCUGAAAGCCAAGAGCCUUUGCUCGCGAAGGGGCUCAGCCCAUUUCUCCAGCGUGGAGAGUGAGGUCUGA